AUGGCGUCGGCGGAAGAGAUCUUUCCGGUGUUUGAUGCGUCUGAAAUCAGCAAUACUGAAGUUGAGACCUCCUGGAACUUGUUAGUAUCUGCGCUCAAUGGAUCUCCUGUUCCCGUUUCGGCCCUCGAUCAAUUCCCAGCUUUGGAGCCUGCGCUGCUGGACUACUAUUGCCAAGAGAUCUGUGUGUACAGCAACGAAUUUUUCAAAAGCAUUGAUGUUCAAACUGCUGAUGCUGAAUUUUUUGCUGCGCUGAUCCAAGAGCUUCAUAUUAAAUUCCUGACUCCUUUGACAAGACUUCCUUUCGGUAAAGAGAGCCACAUCAUGGUCCAAAAGCAAUUAACGGCAUUGUUGAGAGAUUUUAUUGACGAUCAAGACCACAUAAAGAUACUUCUCGACUAUCUGGAUACCCACAGCCUUCAUUCACCUCAAGCCGUUGAAGUUUUAACUCAGUAUCGCCAAACAGGAAACCUUGACGUAGAGACGGACGCCGCACUGGCAAUUGCGCUGCCUAAAAUCAUCCGCGAGAUGGUAGAGAAGAGUUUCAAAGAUCAAUGGCGGCGCUCAGUUCUUGAUGAUUGUGUGUCUCUAGUUCAAGACACCAUUUUGCCAGUACUGACUGCAAUUGGGAUUUACGAUAGCGAAUUGAGAACGCAAUUGCAAGUUUUAGCUCGUGAAAAACUUGCAGAGGUACGAUUGAAUGAGCUUUUCGAUAUGAUAUUACACGAAGACGAAUCGCAACCUGGUCUUGAUGACCUCAAAGAAGUAAUCCACACCCCUGAGCUUCGAGCCAAAACAGUUUACACUUUGCAGUCGAGCUGUAACUUGCGCUUGUUGAAUAGUGGAGUGGACACAUCUUCGAUUGUCUUAUUUUUUUGGGCGCUGGUAAAUGUCUUAUCCGUUCUUGAUCCGAGAGGUGUGGUUUUAGAUAAAGUAAGUCCGGCUAUUCAUCGGUACCUAAAGGAACGGCCAGACACGGUCGACAUUAUUGUGGAUGGUAUAAUCGGCGAGGAGACUUCUCCGCUGGCAAAACUGUCUGAGAAACUUGCUCCUCCUUCUGAAAGUGAUUUGGCGAUUGAAAAUGACAUGCUCGAUGUCUCGUGGCAGCCCGAUCCUGUCGAUGCUCCGCCAGAUUUCGUCAAGAGACAGACACGAGAUAUUGUGUCGAUAUUCUUCAUGCUUUAUGAUAACCCUGAGGUUUAUAUCAAAAGGCUCAAUUCUGUUUUCAGCAACAAAUUAUUGAGUGUCACUAGCCUUGGCGAACUGUCAGUACUUACCGCCAAGGCAGAGUCGCUCAGAAAGCGCUUUGGUCAAAGACAACUUCAAAGUAUCUAUGUCAUGAUACGUGAUGUUCGCAAAUCUCUGAGGAUGCAAGAUAAGGUACGCGCGUCCAAGAAGUCCUUAGAGUCUACUAAAGCUCUUAUUUUGAGCCAUCGCUAUUGGCUCAACCUCAAAAAUGAGCGAGGUAACUUUCCUCUGCUUUUUCAACAUCUUGCCAAUCAAUUUUGUGGGUUAUUCGAGCGGUACUAUCCUCAGCGAGCUGUAUUUUGGUCACCCGAAGAUAGUCGCGUCUCUAUCAACCUUGAGUUUGAAGACAGAGCUCUAGAUCUCACUGUAACCCCUGAUCAAGCUGCUGUAAUUUACUGCUUCUCUGAAACGCCCCAAAACAAAGCGGACUAUAUUUCCGCAGUAGUCGGUAUUGAUCAAGAUCGAACAGUAAAGGCACUUCAAUUCUGGACAGGUCAAUGUGUACUGAUUGGUCCUGAUGAAAACGGCAUUUAUACUGUUAUUGAAAAAGCAGAUUCCACGGUCCCUCAAGAUGUCGAUAUUGUAGUUGGGGACUCCGCGUCCUCCAAAAAGGCUGCAGAAGAAAUGAUGGUUUAUUGGCAAUACAUUGUAGGUAUGCUAACCAAUCUUGGCUCGCUACCGGUUGACAAAAUCCAUUCGUUCCUCGUAAUGUUUGUGCCAAAAGAUGAUCCAUAUGUUAAAACCAAGCAAGAAUUGGAGCAGUUUUUGUACCACAUGGUGGAUGGGGAAAAGCUAGUCGAAUCCGAAGGUAAUUUCAGUCUGAAGACCGGUUAA
Wickerhamiella sorbophila is the source of this 2079-nucleotide messenger RNA. RefSeq names its product Anaphase-promoting complex subunit 2. The transcript has a single exon. The coding region runs from base 1 to 2079 and encodes 692 amino acids. Gene Ontology annotation, cellular component: anaphase-promoting complex. Lineage: Eukaryota; Fungi; Ascomycota; Dipodascomycetes; Dipodascales; Trichomonascaceae. The record is from RefSeq and is a predicted model, not a curated record.